AUGUCUACCGACACCCGCAAACGCAGCUCCAAAGCGGACGAUUCUUUAAAGUUUGAUCAACUAUUUUGAAUUAUUUGUUAAACGAUGAAUUUCAGUACUGCAGCUUUGGCUCAUAAUUUGGAGGCCCUCGAGUUUGGCAGAACUUGUCAAUCGUCCGCCGCGGGAAUCGCUGCAGGUAAUAAAAAACUUCGUUAAUUUUUUGAAGGUUUCUUUUCUUCAGGUAUCCUCGGUCUGACAGGAAUCAACGGAUUUCUGUUGUAUCUGGCGACAGUUCUUUUCCAGGUGAUUUUUUGAUUUUUAAUUUUGAAGUUUACGGUUUUUUUUUUCAGGCAGUCAUCUGGGAAACAAAAGCAAAAGGCGGUUGGUCGCUCUACUUCCCUGACCGAAACUCGCUGACUUGGUCUCAUGGAAACGGUCUUCUCACUUUUGUCCUUCUAUGGGUCUUCUUCUACGGCAUGGUGCACGUAUAUUGAUCCGAUUUACUCCUCAUCGAUUUCGCGAGAGCUAAAUCUGUAUGACUGGUCUCAAACUAACGUUCCUCAUCAGUACUGAUUCUUUGUGUAUCAGUGUUGCUCUAGAUAUAUUUUUUUUUUUGGAUAAAUUUUUGAAAUCAAUUGUUUAUUUUCUUUGAUAAUAUGUCUCAUCAUCUUCUAUCUAUGUCUUAUUAAAUUUUUGAUUGCUAUCGAAACCUUGAAGAUGUUAUCUCUUCUUCGAAACACAUUGGCUUUGCCAUGUAGUUCAGUUCUAAGCGGUGGUCCUGUUUUGCGACCAGUUUUCGGUGAAAUUCAUCAAGUCAGAGGUAAAUUUUUUUGGGAUUUUGGUGAAUUAAACAUACUUUUAGGGAGGAAAAGAGCACUUAAGCAGACUUUGACGCGACAGCAAAGGCUCGAGCGGCGGAUAAAAAGAGAAGAAAAAGAAGCGGCUCGAAAACAGUACACCUUUAUGGAGAGGAUCAAUAUUCGACGAAUGAAGAACUUGUCAGUUUGAUCAUAAAUGAAGAGGCUUUCCUGCGAAUAGAAAACUUUUUCUGGAAAUCGGAGAAGAUUCCAUUGGGAUUUACAUUAUCGCUCGUUUCCUCUCUGAUUUUUAGAAAUUCAAUUAGGGACAAGUCGACGUCCGAGUACUUUCCGAAAAAAAAUUUAGAGUUUUCGUUAGGCUUUCGAAUACGCCAGGGCUAUUGCACGAUUUUAGAUAAAAUUAAAAACGGCUCUUCGUCUCGGAAUCUUCAUGAGCUCUGAUUAUAAUCCUUCAAACAAGUUUAUUUGAAGAUUGUCGCCUUCUCAACAGUUUCCGGGACGUCUUGUACCUGAAAAUGAAGUCGCUCUGCCAGAAAAGCCGACGUUGGACGUGUUCAUCAAGUUGGUAUUCUUUUCCAUAAAAACUUCAUAGGAUAUAAUUUUUCCUUGAGAGUUUUUCGAUAUUUAUAUACUUUCGGAUUCAUUUAGUAGGUUUUUUUGGGUUGAGGUUUUAAAAAACAACUACAUGUGCCAGUGGAAAUUCAUUCAAUUAGUUCAAUUUUCCAGAAGCCACUUCAAGACGCAGUACUAUUCCGUUUCGGAGGCUCUUCUGAUGCAUCGAGAGAUCCAGGCGCCAAAUAUGUACAACAAUCCGAAUGCUCCCGUCCGUUUGCGCUUGGAACUCAACAUGAACACUGAGCGUCAGGUUUGGUCUUUUUUUUGAAAAUUCAAUAACUUUCUAGAAAAGUUUUUUAAGUAGACCUGCAAUUUUUUUUGGUUGCUUCAUAGUUUGCAUCAUCAUACUAGUUGAAUUCAUUUUUGAAAUUCAGAGUUACUUCAUUUACAAAUUGAACCGUGAAGCUAAGUUUUUUUGUAGGUCUGGUUUUACUUGUUUUUAUAUUAAUUUCAAUGUAACCGUUUCUGGAAAAACUUUGUUCCAAGGAAAAAAAAAGAAAUAAAAAAAAAAAUUUUUUUAGAUCGUUUCACAGUAAAAAAUUAAAAAUGGUGGAAUCAUACACUCUAGAUUUUUUUGUCGUUAUCAAAUCGAAAAAAAUCAAUUUUUUUAUAUAACUCACACGUGACUACUUCUUCUUUGCUAAAGCUUUUAUCAUUGAAUACCUCUGAAAAUCAAAUCAUUUCGUUACAAUCCGAAAAAAGAGACAUAGUUUCAAGGAUUCUUUUGUUUGUUCAGACGAAAAUGGUGACGAGCAGCGACGAGAUCGUUCCGGUGCCGUUUCCCUUCAAACACAACGAGAAACGGACGAUUCUCGCCUUUGUACAGGACACGAAAUUGCAAGAUUUGGCGGUACAGUCUGGGGCUGAAAUUGCGGUCGGACAAGACAUGAUCAAAAAAGUUUGCUUUCUGAAGUUUGUAAUGUUUCGUUUUGCCUUGCAGAUUAUCAAGGGCCAAUUCCGAAUCGAUGACUAUGAUUUUUGUGUUUCACACGUUGAUAUGGCUUCUUUCAUUUUGCCACUGCGAGGAAUUCUGAAAACGAGAUUUCCUACAAGGUCCAAUGGUUGGUAUGCCUCCAGUUUUGAAGGCAAUUUAGAACUUGAGGUGGUCUCGGCGAGAAUCUUCCAGAGCUCAUCGAGAAGUUCAAGAACGGAGUGAAGCUGAACAUCAAGGCGGACCCGGUCUAUCCGACCUGGGGCCUCAGCGACUGCGUCGUCGGAAGAGUCUCUUCAUUUCCAGACGUUUUCAUGGGGAAAGGCCUUUUUCAGCUUUCGAUGCCUGACGAGCAAAUCGAAGCCAACGUGGCCGCAGUCGUCGCCGCGGCCUGCGCCCACAGAAAUCCCGCCCUCGGCUCUUUUGUCAAUAGGUUUGACUAGGAAUUUUGAUGGAAAAUUAGCCAUUUUGGGUCAUAAAAUACUUUAUUCACUUUUUAAUGUUUUCAGUGGUAAAACGAGACAAAAUCCAUUUCUAAUUGAUAUUUUUUUAAUAAGAAAUUUUUUUAGCGCCACGAUUCCAAAAAUUUAUGCUCCACAAAAAAAUUUCAAGAAACGAAUCGAAAAAAACAUGUAAUUAUUGAAAUUUGCUCAAUUUCAUCAUCCGUUGUUUUCGCAUUUUUCAGAAGCUAUGGUGUAUCAAAUUUCAUAUUGAUUUGAAAAUCCCAAUAGAUAAAACAGAACAAAGAUUUUCAACAAAGUCUCGAAAUAAUCGCAAGAAUUGAGAAAAAAAAAUUCUUUUGGUUGAGUUUUUCAUGCAGAUAGUAUUAUUGCGAUACAGUCCAAUCUUCAUACUUCAUUUCAAAAAAAGCUUGAUUAUACUUCAGGAAGAGUUACAUUUCAAAUUCUUAGUUUUAUUGGUCAAGAGCCUCUUUCAAUGUGAAUUGAGCUGGGAAUAAUUUUUCACCUUGAAUCAAACCUUUCAUCGCUGAAUAAUUAUACCUUUUCGUUAACUAUGUGUGCCUGGGUAAGGUAAACCAGAAGCGCUCCAGGUGGUUCUGAGCAAUCCUAGGGAUCACUUAAGAGCGCCGACGCAGCUAAAGUGGUCACUAGAAAUUCCCGGACUCGUCCGAUUCGCGUCUGGUUAACGUACCAUGGUCCUAAAUCACCAAAAAAAAAACAGCUCUGGAAGUAGAUAACCUCCUUCUUUGGUCGGAGCUUGUUCCUCCUAUUUAUCGACCAUGAAAACCGCUGAUUGACGUCUGUUUGAGGGCUCUUUUGAUGACGAUUCCCGGAGAGGAACACUACGCCUUGAACGUGAGCUCCUGGUUGCCGGUGGCCAGCGAAGAAGAAAUUGAAAAGGUCCAAUCAGUCCUCUCUUCAGUGUUUCUUCAAUUGAACGCGUUUAGAUCGAAAAGAGGAAGAAUAAAAAGGGAAAGAAGAAGGAGGAGCAGAAAAAAGAAGAAGACGAGGACGAGGAACCCGUUGCUGUCGCUUCUGCAUAG
Messenger RNA from Caenorhabditis auriculariae, 3847 nucleotides. The record is from the annotation of a GenBank genome assembly. Lineage: Eukaryota; Metazoa; Nematoda; Chromadorea; Rhabditida; Rhabditidae.